This is a messenger RNA of Patiria miniata (bat star), 3724 nucleotides long. RefSeq names its product sorting nexin-29-like (gene snx29). The coding region runs from base 222 to 3056 and encodes 944 amino acids. NCBI's taxonomy places the organism in Eukaryota, Metazoa, Echinodermata, Asteroidea, Valvatida, Asterinidae. The record is from RefSeq and is a predicted model, not a curated record. The transcript has 19 exons. Gene Ontology annotation, molecular function: phosphatidylinositol binding.
AAUACGUGACACAUGCAUGGAACCAGACUUAUCAACAUCCGAUGAACGAAACUACGAUGCAUAUGGAUCAUGUUGUUUUGAGGGAAACUCCCCCUCAACAUUGAUCGAUGAAUCACCCGUUUUUAUAGCCAUUUUUACCCCGAGACUCUGCCAAUGUGUUGCUCUAAGUAUCAGCGACGGACGUGACUGUGUUCUGAUCGGACAUUCUUAACCGAGCGGCCAUGGAGCAUCUUCCUCAGGAGCGCCAGCACCUGCUAGACCGUCUACUGGAUGCGGUCAAGCAGUGCCAAGUACGCUUUGGUGGACGCACUGAGCUGGCCACCGACAAUGACAGUCGGGUCUCGUGUCUGUGCGCUCAGUUUGAGGCUGUCUUGAUGCACGGACUAAAACGAGGAGGCACCAACCCGCUCAGUGCUCUGAAGCAAAUAACUGGAAUCCCUUUGAUAAAGCCAGAUGGAGAUCAGGCGUUUUGGCCUGUCGUCCGUGAGAACCUGACCAAGCAUGAGUUGCAGCGUUACAUGUCCCUCAAGUACAUCACAUCGGAUGCAGGGAGGGCCAGGGCGUGGCUAAGAAGCACACUCAAUGAGCAUUCACUGGAGAGAUACCUCCAUUCAUUUCUGGCUACUCCAGAUAUGCUCAAGCAAUACUAUGAACCUUGGUCAUUUCUGCUUGACGAAGAGCGAUCCAGUAUGAUUCCUACGAUGGCAAGGGGUCUGGGCUCCAUACUGUUUGCCAUUAACAUUGACAAGGAGGAACUCAAUGGAACCAAACAGGCACCUACCCUGACUUCUUUGAUCCAAACACCGGAGGUAGUUCACUCCUACAGCAUGGCACAAAAAGAUCCAGAGCCUGUGUACGUCACAGGCACAAGUACUGGAGGAGCCAAGGAAAAAAAAGAGAAGAAGAAAAAGAAGAAGAAAGGUGUCGUCUCAAUUGUUUCCUUCAACGAUGAUGACUCGGGCAGUACCGUUGUGUCUUGCGGGUCCCCACCCUCGCGCCUACACCACCAUCAACGACCCCGCAAGGACUCCACGGGGAACAAAGACAGCCCGCCAAAAACCACCACCACACAAGGUGGUGCAGACAGGCAAACGAUCGGCUUUGAUGUACCACCCAGUCAAUCCAAGCCUGGCGCACAGACUAGUGCAGGAUUGCCUUUAAGCAACAGUACUUAUAACACAGAAUCGCUUUUUAGCCGGACUAAGUCACUACCUGACGGAGAUCUGAUUGUUUUGAAUGAAUCACUGCCAAAUCUUCCCGGUACGACAUCAUCCAUUCCAAGGGAAGACGGUGAUAGGGAACCAACUAUUGCAAGUCAGCAGCAGGCAUAUCCAGAUGAGACCAGUCGGAACGGAAGCGGACUCGCACAACAAAGCCAGCCCAUACCGGUUCAGACUGGUCCAAUGCAGAACCUUACAACUCAGAAUCCGAUUCCUGUCACAAGUGCAGCGACCAACAUUCCCGAUCGACCAGCUUACAAUUACGGCUUGGACAAUAGGAACCUUGUCAACCAUACGGUCCAGCAACUUGCGACGUCCUUCCCGGCCAAAACGCCGCCCCCAACGCCAAACAGUGCAUCGUUUGUCCAGCAGUAUGAUCACAUGAGAGCCACGCUGGAUGCAGAGAGCGUCGCCGACAGGCUACGGCAGCAGGAAGUCUCCCCAAAGACUGGAUCGGAGUCCAGCAGUUUUGAUGCGGACGUUAUUGAAGGCACGCCGCCUAAAGGCUCGGAAGUUCAAGAUGGUUCUCAGCUGAGAUCUCGACAGAGCUUCCAUAUCAUCGGCAGUGGUGAUGACGAUUCAGAAGCAGCUAUGUACCCUGUUAAUGAGGAUUCUGCCUCACAGCAAGAUACACAGUCUACAGACUCCAGCAUGCUGGGUUUCGGUGCUGAGACCGAAAACGCUGCCAUCGGCUUACUACUGGCUCAAAAAAGCUUCAAAGAAAGCUUGCAAAACACGUUAGAUCCAAGCACACCAGAAGACACACUGUCCACAUACCAGACAAUGUCUAAUGAUGAGUUAAAACAAGCUGUUCUUGCCAUGAUGAAUCGGAAUGACGACUUGCAAGAACAAAAUAGGUCUUUGAGGAGUCUUCUAGACAGCGAGAUGGAACACACUGGUAACAUCAGGGGCCACCUGGAAGAACUCAAAUGCUCCACUUUGGAGACGGAGGAGAAACUACAAACACAACUUGGUGCUCUGACAAGGGAAAAUGAGGUCUUGAAACAUCAGCUGAAGAAGUAUGUUGGUGCUGUGCAGUUGCUGAGACGAGAUGGUUCCCAAGCUAUUGAAGGUCUUCCAGGUAUCCGUGUGUCGGAGCCCCAACCUCCUAUACCUGAACCCAAGCCAGACUUAAAUCACAGUAACCAGUUGGAACAGUAUGAGCGUAAGUUGAUCCAGGUCGCUGAGAUGCACGGUGAGUUGAUGGAGUUUAACGACUACCUCAGCAGGCAGCUCAAACUGCGAGAAAACAUCAUCCAGAGGCUACAGAACGAGCUGAUAGACCUCAGAGGACCGUUACCACGUGAUCAAACAGCAGUUGUUGGACUGUUAAACAACGGUAGUGACAGUGAUUCCCUUUCGUCCAAUCAGCGAGCCUUAGUCAACAUCUGGAUUCCCUCGGCUUUCCUCAGAGGGAGGGGCAGUGACGCCUACCAUGUCUAUCAGAUCUACGUCCGUAUCCGGGAUGAGGAAUGGAACGUUUACCGGCGGUACACUGAGUUCAGGGAGCUGCAUCUGAAGAUACGCAAGAAUCAUGCCAUCGUCAACACCUUUGAUUUCCCGCCCAAGAAAGCCGUGGGGAACAAGGAUUCCAAAUUUGUGGAGGAGCGUAGGAAGAAACUACAACACUACAUCCGGUGUGUGGUCAACUUCUACGUCGACAACUCCAGCGAACUGACUGAGAACCCAUGCAAAGAAAGACUCCUGAGUGUCCUGCCGUUUUUCAUGGAUGAGCCAACCAGGAAACUGAUCCGAUCGACCAGCGUGUCCAGGCCCAACAAGCUGGUAGCCGGCCGGAAACCGGUACCCGAAACACCUACUUAUGAUGGAUUAUGAGGUAUAAUAACAUUACCUAGGACAGCACAAAACCAUGUUUUUAUACCAAGUCGUCUUACAGAUUUUAACCGUGAAAAAGAAAAAAAAUUGGGAAAUUGUCCAGAUCAGUAUCUUACUGCACUGAUCUAUGUUUUUUUAAGUUUUUGCUGUUGGAACAUAUUUUGUCAGAAAUAUAUAUUUUUUAAUGCUUUUACAAUAAUUUUUGCAAAUGUUGGUUUUUAGCUUUUCCAUGACAUAUUUUCUUGGACAAUGCAUUGGUGCUCAGGCCCGAUUCUUACUACAGCAUCACCUAUAUCUCGAUGUGUGUCAAGGUUCGGAAAAGGAUGCAACUACAACGCAAAUGUUUUUAGUCUUCACACCUAUAUUCUUUCAAUAAGCCAGUUCAGUAUCUUGAUAAAGUAGUCUAUUGUCAAAGGUCAUUUGGGAUAAAAUGGCCGACGUGAUGAUACCCAAUGUUACGCGAAUGCCCUUUCUGCUUGUAAUUAACACGCGAGCGUCCUGCGCCCGUCUCCGUGCAUAUUCAUGCACCUUUCAUGAAUAUUUGAAUAUCCAAAAUGACCCUUGACCCAUAUCAUUGUGCGCAUGCACAGUUGAAACACCAACAUAUCUUAUCCGCUCCGUUCACAAGCACCCCUUCACCGGCAAAGGAAGUACAGUUGGGGGUGACC